Erpetoichthys calabaricus (reedfish) is the source of this 3232-nucleotide messenger RNA. RefSeq names its product casein kinase 1, alpha 1 (gene csnk1a1). The coding region runs from base 501 to 1598 and encodes 365 amino acids. The transcript has 11 exons. The record is from RefSeq and is a predicted model, not a curated record. NCBI's taxonomy places the organism in Eukaryota, Metazoa, Chordata, Cladistia, Polypteriformes, Polypteridae. Gene Ontology annotation, biological process: peptidyl-serine phosphorylation; negative regulation of canonical Wnt signaling pathway; signal transduction. Gene Ontology annotation, cellular component: cytoplasm; nucleus. Gene Ontology annotation, molecular function: ATP binding; protein serine/threonine kinase activity.
UCUCUGUGAAGAAGCUCAUCACCGCGACCUGAGCAAAGGAAUGACAAGAUGGCGGAGUGAAUAAGCUACGAGUUGGAGUAUCAGGAAUUUGAGGGCUAAAAAUUCCAGUGUAGCAGCGAGUUGGAGACGACUCGGCUCCAACUCGAGCGGUAACAGUGGGGCAGGCAGCCGUGAAACAGCUGAAUUGCCGAGUCAUUUUCUGCCCUCUUCAUCUCAAAUAUUAUAAGACUUCUGACGCUGGAAGAAAGGAACAGAGUAAACAGCGGCUGGAAGAAUAUCUAUAUGUAAUCCCCGUAUUGUAGAAAAGAUACUUCUCAUGACUGUACUACAGUCUUAAAAUUCGGAUUUGCCAGCAUCACUGCGGAACCUUUUCAUUUUUAAGCCGGGACCUGCUUUGGGACGCUUUAUGUUCGUCUAGCAGAAAGGAUAAAAGGACGGCGGAGAUUCCCAGACUUUUAUCACCUUUUCCCUGCUCGGGCGUCGCUGGCGAUUCAGGGGACAUGGCAAGCAGUAGCGGCUCGAAAGCCGAGUUUAUAGUCGGUGGGAAAUACAAACUCGUACGGAAAAUUGGAUCCGGAUCUUUCGGGGACAUUUAUUUGGCAAUUAAUAUCACAAAUGGGGAGGAAGUAGCUGUAAAAUUGGAGUCCCAGAAAGCCAGACACCCACAGCUACUCUAUGAAAGUAAACUGUAUAAAAUUUUGCAGGGGGGCGUCGGAAUCCCACACAUUCGGUGGUAUGGACAGGAGAAGGAUUACAAUGUCCUAGUUAUGGAUUUGCUGGGGCCCAGCUUGGAAGACCUCUUCAAUUUCUGUUCUCGUAGGUUCACCAUGAAAACAGUUCUUAUGUUAGCAGACCAGAUGAUCAGCAGAAUUGAGUAUGUGCAUACAAAGAAUUUCAUCCAUAGAGAUAUCAAACCAGAUAACUUUUUAAUGGGCAUUGGGCGCCACUGUAAUAAGUGUUUAGAAUAUCCAGUGGGGAAGAGGAAACGAAGCUUGGCUGUUAGUUCUUCUCAGGACCCAGCUUUCUCAGGAUUAAACCAGCUUUUUCUUAUUGACUUUGGUUUGGCCAAAAAAUACCGGGACAACAGGACAAGGCAACAUAUACCUUACAGAGAAGACAAAAACCUCACUGGCACUGCUCGCUAUGCAAGCAUAAAUGCACACUUGGGGAUUGAACAGAGCCGUCGGGAUGAUAUGGAGUCUCUAGGAUAUGUGCUGAUGUACUUCAACAGAACCAGCCUGCCGUGGCAGGGAUUAAAGGCUGCCACAAAGAAACAGAAGUAUGAGAAGAUAAGUGAGAAGAAGAUGUCUACUCCUGUUGAAGUUUUGUGUAAGGGAUUCCCAGCAGAGUUUGCUAUGUAUCUGAAUUACUGCCGUGGCCUCCGAUUUGAGGAAGCACCAGACUACAUGUAUUUAAGGCAACUCUUCCGUAUUCUCUUCAGAACUUUAAAUCACCAGUAUGAUUACACGUUUGAUUGGACAAUGUUGAAACAGAAAGCCGCCCAACAGGCAGCCUCCUCCGGGAGUCAGGGGCAGCAAGUUCAAACUCCCACAGGCAAGCAAACUGACAAACCCAAGAGUAACAUGAAAGGUUUCUGAGCAUUAAGACCACAUGAUAAGCAGUGCAGAAUGGUCAUAGCAAGAUUUGCCUUCUGAUUACUCCCCGGAAUCUAGGAUUGUAUCACAAGAAAUUGCCAGGCGAUGUGGGCAACCAUUUUUUUGCUGUAGUAAAAAAUGAAAACACAAGACUUUUGUUUCAUAUUAUAUAUGUAAUCAGUAUAUAUAGAUAUUCCUGGUGUGUAUCUAUAUAUAGCUAUGUACAUAUUAUAUACAGUGUACACAAAGAAAAAGCUGGCAGUUAUGGAGCCUUGAAGCUGUAGCCUUUUGCCGUGUCCUAAAUCUAAAGACAUUUCCAGUUUCCUUAGCAGCUCUUCAAAUGGAGAACUGUACAAAUGGUGGGCUCACAGAGAAGGUAAUUGUGCAUAUGCCAAUUUUCCUUGAUUUCCUGUUUCUGGAUUGAACUGCUUGGAUGCCACCCUAUCCAUAACACCACCCAUCUCCUCAGAAGUGCCCCACACUGAGCUAUUCCUGAUGGACAGCGGGGCAUGUUUUCCGAAUUGUAUAUCAGUCAUCCUUACAGUUGGGGAGGAGGGAAGAUUUUGGAAGCACCGUUUUAUUUUACAUAACAGAAUCUCCUAUUUAGCUUUCCAUUUGGAAUGAGUAAAAAAGUGUUCAAUUCAAGUAAGGUUUGCAUCGUCAGUUAAUGGAUUUAUUAGUUAGCAAAUGUUGGGACGCUUUUUAAAAUUUUUUUUCAGAAGUGGUAAAUAAGACUCUGCCUGCUGACUUGUGCUAGUGACUACUAGAUUUCUCUUAGAUCGCUGCAUUAACUAUAUUGUACUUGGUAUACAGAUUUAAAGAAAAGCAUAUUCAUGACAGAUUAGGUAUUCCUGACUGAACCUGUAAGUAAAUUGCUUAGACGAUGUAAUUGUAUAAAUCCAUAAUCUGGAGUUCUCCCCCUUGACCAUUGUUAACAUGAUUUGUUUACAUGUUAAUUGAGUGAAGUAAACAAACUACCCUUUCUGUUAAGCAAAAAUAGACCAAUUUUACUGCUGUGAUUACCACGUUGUAUGGAAAUGUAAAGAGAAAUAUCUUCCCUUCCAUUCUGUUUUUGUGUUUUUUUUUUGUUUGUUUUUUUUUUGUUUUUUUAUUUCACAGUAAAUAUCCAAAACAAUUUACUUAAGUCAUUUCUUUACAGGUGUGCUUUUAGAUUUACAGAAAAUUGUGUUUUUUUUAUUAAAUAUUGUUUAUUUUGUAUUUUUUCCUCUUGGGGAAUUGGGUGUUUUUAUGUUGGUUCUUCUGCAAUGAAACAGAUCCUUACAAACGUAUCUUCAGGACUGUCUCUUUUGGCAGAGAAAUUUGAAGCUACUGUUUGCAAUGGUGGUGCAAGUUUGAUUUUUUUUUUUUUUUUUUUUUUUAAAUCUUCAAGAAAGUGGUUUGAAUGCUUUUUUAUUUUCUUUGAAAAAUUAUCACAUGAUGAAAGAAGUUAAUUUGCCUUGUGUCAUAUAGGCUUUAGCCACAAUUAGUUGAGACCAGCACCUUGUGGGCUGACUUGACUGGCUUCCCUAUUAUUCCUUCUCUGACCCAGCUGAGUCUAUUUUAUUUGCUGGACAUACUAUAACUGUAAUUUAUUCCCUUUUAGCAUGUCAGAAUAAAUUAAAAAUUACUUGGCAGUA